AAUACUUCUACUCAUGAAUAGAGCAUGCCUCCAUUAAGUAGUAAAAUGAGUAAGUCAGAGUCACCUAGUGGAAUAUUUACAUAUUUCCAGGAAUCUUGUAUUGCCAUUGCAAAAAACCCAUCUGUAGACUCCAUCAAAGUAUUACACUCUAAGCUGGUUGACUUCAGAGAGCUGUCCAAAACAUUAAGUAAAAAGCAAGAUGAAAAAGUCCUCACACCACUUCUGGAUUAUAUCAUCUUCCCUCUGUUGAUGGUUCUCAAAAGGAAUUGCUCAUGGGAAGUGACAGAGCAAGGUCUGUUAUGCAUGUCCACUCUCCUUGGGCAAGCAGAGUGCUCUUCUGUAAAGAGUUUUACUACCAUUUUCACCUCCUGUAUUGUCAUAAUUGCUGACAGAGACAACCCUUCUAAUGUAAGCAGUUGCAGUGAAGAAUUGAAGCUUGCAGCCUUGCAAGUUCUUGGCCUGUUGGUAAGAAGCACUCCUGAGACUGUGCUACUGCAAGUGUACACCUCAACUAAUAACCAGACACAGCUUGGACAUGCUAUCUUCUUGUUCCUAAAAAUUGCUCAGCAAGAAACUAACAGAUCAUUAAGGAUUUCUGCACUAGAGACUGUGUGUAAAUUUUCCCUGCAAGAUGUCUGGUCCAACUCCAAAAACCUCAACCAGAAUCUGGUUAUGGAAGCCACAUCACAAGACCCUUCAAUGAAGCCUGAAGUGCAAACUUCAAUUUUAAAUAUCCCUAACAGCUGCAAAAAUCAAGAUGCAGAUGCUCUUCAAAGCAAUACAAAUGAAAACAUAAGCAUGCCUUCCUGUUCCAGUGAAACCAGGGAAAAGCAACUUCAAAAGGCGCGAGCUGUUCUCAGUAAUUUUCUACCUGGUAUUUGUACAGCAUCGGCACGAAUUGCAGUUGCAGAUGAGACUAAGGGACACAAGCUUACUGUUGCAAGUUUGGAGACCUUAAGUGUGAUCAUUUUGGCAGUGCUGGAGGACUCCGCUGUGUCUCAUAUAUUGAAUGAGAGUCCUGCCAGCAGUCACCUCUUGUCUCUGCAGCGGCAGAUGAACAUCUUACCAAGUGAACAGCCGCUCAAGGAAGAAGGAGCAAUUGAAUGUUCAGGAUCUGGAAUGACCAAAAGCUGGCUGCAGAGCACAAGUGGCAAGGUUGUGCAGCUGGUUGAAGGAGUGUGUCGUCAGCUCGUAUCUCACUCUCAUGUCAACGUCAGAUGUCAGCUGGCACUAAUGGUGGUGAAUCUUUUGCAAAGAUGCUCCAGGUCACUGCCAGGUGUGAUCGUCCCCUGCGUUGAGGCUCUUGCCACCUUGGCUGCAGAUAGCAGUAAUUCUGUUAGUUCUUUUGCUCAGUCAGCGCUGAAAAAUAAGAUAUCAUCCAUAAAGCCAUCACAUAUUUACACACUCGAUCCUCUUCAUGAAGAAAUGCCAUUACAUUCACCCAAUGGAAUAGAUGAGUUAUGCAGUUCAAUGAGUUUAAGUGAGCAUUCAAGUGCUCCCAUUUCUAGUACAACUUCUGCAAGUAAAAUAACCUCUUCUGACGAGGCAAACAGUGACGUCCAUCCCGUGAGAUAUAAUAUGAAGCCUUCUACAAUAAACAACAUGCAGCAUGAUCCAUCGAGCUCGGGUUCUUCAGUUGAAGCAAGUUCAGUCUGUGGAACAGACUCAUUUUCGAAAUUAAACCAGGACGGAACAACUUUUGAGGCAGUUACAUCUCCUGAAAUUCGGAAAGUUAUGCAAGAUCGAUUAUGUCAGUCAAUCAAACGAUUGCCUACUGUCGCAAGAGCCUCGGAUUCAUGUAGUAUCCGUGUGUUGGUGCAACAACUGCGCGGCUACGUAACGUUACUAAAGGGCCCUGAACUGCAGGAACUGUUGCAGCUACCUGGCCAAUGUUGCUCUCUCUUCUUGUCCCUGGCAUCUUGUCUGUCUUUAGAUACGCGAGACAGAGAUAUUCUCAUGCUUCGACCUCCAACUUCUGAUGUUUGGAGCAUCCCUGCCCUGCCGUGCUCCCUGGGCACCCGACGCAGGUUCGUACGCGACGACGACGUGGUAAGGACGUGUCAGGUCGUAGCGACAGCUGUGGGCGGUAGCCUGAACCCUGCGCUGCUGCUGCAGUUCUGGUGCGACGCCCUGCGAGCUGCACGACACCUCGCUCCUGAGCUGCUUGGCUUGCUGCCCUCCCUCGUCUCCGGUUGCACAUCAAGUGUUCCUAUGCAGCCCUCGGUUCACGAAAGGGAAAUAUUCGUGGACACAGUUCUCGAAUUCCUUUUAACUGAAGAAGCUCUCUUUUCGCCAACGGACCUAAAUGCGUUCAAGAACGUCGAGAAAUCUUUGGAAGUUUCCUCUGAAAAUGUUCCCAACUCAAGUCACGUUGAGGAUGUGGACAUGUUUCUAGAUGAGCCUCCCUCUAAGAAAAUCGGGGUUGAAAAUGUUUUGGAAAAGAUAUACUCUCCUUUUGGGAAUUCUUUCAACCCAUAUGUUAGCAAUGCAAUUUCAUCCUCGCUGAAUCCAAGGCAGGUAGACGAAAAUUCUAAAGGGAGCUUGCACGAGUGUCGUCGCAAUGUCCUGGUGGUUAGCAACAGUCUGCUCGCGGUGGCGGCGUGCGGCCGACUGAUGGGCCCGCGAUUCGUGAUGUUCUUCAGCCGCGUAAUGUGCCCCCUGCUCGAGAUGUGUGGCCACGCUAAUCUCCUUAUUGCCCACAGCGCCAGGAGUUCACUGGAGGAGCUGAGUUCCAGCUGCGGCUACAGCGGCAUCGUGGAGCUGGUGGAGGCAGCGGUGCCGCACUUCUGGUUCCCCCUGAGCAUGCAGCUGCGCCGCCCUCGUCUCCACCCGCAUGCUCCUCAGAUCCUUCAAGUGGCCUUGGCAUGCGGCAGUGUUCGCAGCAGCGCGCGUCUGACGGACUUCCUGCAGCAGUUGAUGUACGAGCUACUCGCCUGCCUCGACUCUCACGAGAGUCUACAUCCCCAACAACUGCUGGCCGUCCUCAGGCUGUACAUGGCCACCAAACACAAGCAAAUGUGUCUUGAAACAACGUCUUCAGCUAUUGAACAGCCUACAGGACACCAGCCAAUAUGUGUGAAACAAGCGACAUGUAAUGAAACUUCAGUUGUUAAUAAUGAAAGUAAGGCGGGAAUCAAUGAAGUUGUAAAUUCUUCGACUUCUCAAGAAUCAGACGUUUCUUGUACUGACGCAACUUUAAAAAAUAAAAAACAUAAGAUUAUUUCUGAAACUGGAAAGAACUCUCAUUGCACAGAUCAAAUUUUGCCGAAAAAAGUCAAAGCAGGUUUGCAAGAUACUGAUAAACCAGUUUCGAGUCCUAAUGAUGAUGUCAGUAGAAAUUCUGGCGCCCUUGCCCUUUUCCUUGCUGAUUACCACGAAAAGCAGGAAAUUUCUCGGAAACAAUUUGAAAAGGAACAAGCUGCAAUUUUGGAAGAAGUAUCUACAACUUUGAGAAAAGAAGAGGAAAAGGCCAAGUCUGCUGGAAAGAAUGGUUGGGAAACUCUUACUGAAGAUGAUUUACCAAAUUACGAAAAUCAAUCUGAUUCAGGCUUAGGCAGAACUGAGGAAGAUGGCGUUUCUGACGGUGGGAGCAAAGAUGAAAAACCCGAAAAUGAUGAAGUCAGUGCUACGGAGCAAGAAAUUCCUUCUGAUGUUAAGCUCAUCGUAAGCAUCCUGGAAAGAUGUUGUUAUUUGUUAUACACCCGCGACCGAGAAACAUCACUUUAUCUCCUUGACACAAUAGAACUAGGCUGUGAAGCUUUGAAGCAGUUUGAGAACAGCCAGCUUCCAGUACUGCACAAGGUAUGGAAGCCUCUCAUGCUUCGUAUCAAAGACAAAGACCGGCCGGUGUCACUGCGAGCCUUGUCUGUUUGCUGCAUCAUGGUUGGCAACAGCGGAGAUUUCCUUCGUAAGCGAUGCAUUCAGGAACUGCUGCCAGCGUUGGCAGGAUUCCUGACGCUGCAGAGUUCAGUCAGUCGCUGUCAGUCUGCACGGACUGGAUAUCUAAUGUCCGCUGCAUAUAACACGCAACUUGCGCUCCUCGAGAAGCUCUACCCUGCACUUGUGGAUAAACUUAAGCUCACGGGAGCAGAGAUGGUUCAAGCUGUGAAUGUCUACGUGCAAUACAUAGACCCUGCACAACCACUGCCACUUGUGAAGGCAAGUUUGGAGGCACUGAAGGCUUCGGCAAUCACCCAUCCAGGGACCGUCUGGUUUGCCUUGGGUUGUCAUCUGCCGCCCACUACUUUUUCUGCGCCCUCACCGCGACAUCGGACCGUCAAGCUGAACGGCGGUCUUGCUCACCAUCGAAAUCAACUCAUGGCUGAGGUGCAACUACUAUACGAUCAGCUAUCUGGAAAUUCUUCUUGAAUUAUCAUUAGUGCAGUUUUAUUCAAGAUCGAAAUUACAAUAUUGUAGUUCAUAGCAUAAUUUUGUUCUGAUUUUUUGAUUAAAGGUGACCAUGUCGACUAAAAGUGAGGUAGUUCGCUGACUAUGACAUUCAACCCAUUCGCAACCACAUAGAUUCCAUUACUUGCUUUUUGUCAUACUUCAGUGAUGGCGUUAUUACUCAUCUACCUGAUGCUUUACAAAAAUUUAGUGAUACUGGACGCAACUUCCCCAAUUUACGGAGUCAUUCUGGUGGAGAAUUCUGUUUUAGUUUGAUGAACAAUGUACGUAUGCAACUUUCGAUACUUUGAUGUUGACAGCGGCAUGUUAAUUUCUUUUUAUUACCACGUUUUUCUUAGCUCGCU
This is a messenger RNA of Hyalella azteca, 4751 nucleotides long. RefSeq lists its product as uncharacterized. The record is from RefSeq and is a predicted model, not a curated record. Gene Ontology annotation, cellular component: cytoplasm. The coding region runs from base 25 to 4368 and encodes 1447 amino acids. Gene Ontology annotation, biological process: chromatin remodeling. The transcript has 14 exons. NCBI's taxonomy places the organism in Eukaryota, Metazoa, Arthropoda, Malacostraca, Amphipoda, Hyalellidae.